AUGCAUGACAUGUGCAUUGUCAUGGCACAUGCCCAAAAUGUGACAGAGCUGCUUUCAGUCAAGACUGUGAGAACCUCCAGCAAACUCAGGACUCACACAUUCAUAUGGAGAUUAGAGAGUAUAAAUAGAGGAAGAAAGCUCAGCACAGCUCAGAUCUUCUCCUCACAGACAGCUAACAGAAGAAAUACAGCUCCGGCUCCUACAAUCACUGCAUCAAUGAUCAACUCCAACCAACUUCUUCCACUUACUAAUAAGCUGAGAAAGCCAACAGUGGAGAAGUUGCGUCAAGAACGCAUCAACAGCAGCAUGGAGAAGCUCAAGUCUCUGCUGGGUGGAGAAUUCCUAAAGCAACAGCCUGAUUCCAGACAGGAAAAUGGUGACAUCCUGGAGAUGACAGUUUAUUUCCUGAGACAGCAGCAGCAAUCACACAAGAAGUCGAGCUGCUCCACUGAAAGCUACAGCAGGUGUGUGCAGGAGACCAUCAACUUCCUGUCUCAGUGUCAAGUACACACUCAGCCCCAGAGAAGACUGCUGAGCCACUUCCUCACCAUGCAGCCUUCCAUGGAGAAGAGCAGAAAUGUCGUUCCUCGGUUCAUCUCUCCAGCCUCCCAGAUCAGCAGCAAAGAGGAGACUCCAGGCUGCAGUGGCUUCUGGAGACCCUGGUAGAGCCACAUGGUAGACUAGACACUUUACCAUCAGGAAACCAACUUAUAAAUGCCACAUUGACAUUAAAUGCAGUUUCCUAAAUGUGUUAGAAUAUUUUUGUCCAGUUUUGCAUGGACAGAAUAUGACAAGUUGCUUUUAGUCUGGGAAAGCAUGUGUAGAUGUUUUUCUCUCACUAUACCACGUUCCUGCUAUGCAAAAACAGU
Messenger RNA from Neoarius graeffei (lesser salmon catfish), 869 nucleotides. RefSeq names its product transcription factor HES-5-like. The transcript is spliced from 4 exons. Gene Ontology annotation, biological process: anterior/posterior pattern specification; regulation of transcription by RNA polymerase II; regulation of neurogenesis. NCBI's taxonomy places the organism in Eukaryota, Metazoa, Chordata, Actinopteri, Siluriformes, Ariidae. The coding region runs from base 1 to 666 and encodes 221 amino acids. Gene Ontology annotation, molecular function: protein dimerization activity; RNA polymerase II cis-regulatory region sequence-specific DNA binding; DNA-binding transcription factor activity, RNA polymerase II-specific. The record is from RefSeq and is a predicted model, not a curated record. Gene Ontology annotation, cellular component: nucleus.